AUGGGUCUCCUUGAUAUAUUUAAGAGGAAGAAGGGGAAUCGUUCUUCCCCUGCUGCUGGUGCCCAAGAGGAUAAUUCGCAUCCUGCUGCCUCAUCACCAUCAGCAGGAGCAGGAGGAGGAGCAUCAGCAUCAGCCCAACAACGCCAACAACAACCAGCAACAGCAGCAGAAUCUCCAUCAUCAGUAGCCCCCCCUCAAGCAGGACCAUCGCCAUCAUCAGGAGGAGCAGCAGCAGCAGCAGGAGCAGCAGCAGGAGGAGGAGGAGCAGCAGCAGAUCCACCAACAAAAGGAGGAUAUUUAGUAUAUACAUCAUCAGUAGCCCCCCCUCAAGCAGGACCAUCGCCAUCAUCAGGAGGAGCAGCAGCAGCAGCAGGAGCAGCAGCAGGAGGAGGAGGAGCAGCAGCAGAUCCACCAACAAAAGGAGGAUAUUUAGUAUUUGAUUCAUCAAGUAACGGUAGUUUAUAUUUAGUUUAUAAUUAUUUAUUAAUAAAAGAUGCAUUUGCUUUCUUUAAAACAAAUAAAAAUAUUCCUGAAUUUAAAUUCAAAGAUAAUUCAGGAAAAAUCGAAAUCUUCAGAAAUCUUAUGGUGGUUGGCGGGGAGGGGGGGGAGAUAAAGAAGAAAUAUUAA
This is a messenger RNA of Eimeria maxima, 627 nucleotides long. RefSeq lists its product as hypothetical. The record is from RefSeq and is a predicted model, not a curated record. Bases 1 to 627 code for a protein of 208 amino acids. The transcript is spliced from 2 exons. NCBI's taxonomy places the organism in Eukaryota, Apicomplexa, Conoidasida, Eucoccidiorida, Eimeriidae.